AGGCAGAGGUUGCAGUGAGCUGAGAUCGUGCCACUGCGCUCCAGCCUGGGUGACAAAGAUAAACUCCAUCUGAACAAAAAAGAAAAAGAAAAGCUAAGCAUGGACUUAAUUUCUCUGAGAUUUAAAGCUGCAAAGAGUUGCUCUUCAUGAAGUAGAUGGGAUCUCAGCUGGGCAGUGAAAUGUGAGUGGGGUUUGGUCAGCUGGUGGAGGUUGCAGGAAAAUUAUUUACAUAGGUGAAGAGUAAGCGCAAUCAGGUAUCUAGGAAAGAAUGAGGGGUUCAGAGUAUACGAAACCAAUUUGAGCUAUAACACAAGGAGGGUAGGAUUCAUGUAGAAGAGUUGUAGGAAAUAUUGCUGAUGUAAUAUUUUGUACUCAAACAGUUCUGUGGAUUGGUGACAGAUUUUUUUUUUCAGGUAAGUAAACUAUUACCCCUGGAUAUUCAUCUUUCUGUGUAGCUGGUUGAGAAACAGGGGAGUAACAGUAAAGAAACUGUUUUAGAAUAAAUCUGGUGACAGCAGAAGAGAAUAUGAGACACAUUGUGCUCACAGAGCCUAGAAGAGUGUGACAGUAGUUGAGGGCACCGCUGUUGUCUUAGAGUGAAGUGAGGAGAACCUACAUUGGUGUGGUAGUCAUGGGAGUGGAAGGAGGAAUGAAAUGUGAAAGCCCAUUGGAGGCAGAAUCAAAAUGCCUUGGUCUUAAUAGUCAACUAUUAAGGAGAAAUUAUUGGCUGACUUAGGAAGAAGUGAAAAAUGUGAAAUACCAAUAAAACACCAGGCUUGUGAUUUUAGUCAGGGUAAAGCUUAAGCAUUGUGUGAUUCUAGAUAGAUUACUGAGGAGUUUUGUUCCAUUUAUUUUAUGUCCAUAUCUUUGAGCUAUGAUUCUAUCCUUUAUUUCUUGACAUACCCAAACAUUUUUUAAACUAUUGUGAUACAGCUUUUAUAUGAUAAGUCUCACUCUUUGAAGUGUACAGUUUGGUGGUUUUUAGUAUAUUCAGAGUUAUGCAGCCAUUACCACUACCUAAUUUCAGAACCUUUUCUUCUCCCCAGAAAGAAACCCCAUGCCCAUUAGCAGUCACUCUGUAUACUCGUCUCCCCCACCGUUGAUCCUGGCGACCUCUGAUCUAAUUUCUGUCUCUGUAGAUUUGCCUAUCCUGGACAUUUCAUAUAAAUAGAAUCAUACAAAAUGUGGCAUUUUGUAAUUGACUUUUCUUUGAAGUGAUUAUAAAGCAAAUGCCUGAAGAGGCCAAGCUUAGGAUAGUGUUUGCUGUACAGCUUUGACAACUGAAUUUUUUUUAAGUUGAAAAUAUUACUGUGUCUGUAUAUGUGGCAUAUUAUCCUUAGAUGACCGUUACUUCAAUUAUUAGAAUUUUUUUCCCUAGUAUUCUUGAACUGUCUCAAUAUUCAGUAGGAACCCUUUGGAGACAAAGAGCAGUAAGAAUUUGGAACACAUAUUGACGAAAUGAAUGUCAUUUAAUACAGUAGUAGAGUCGACCACUUUUAGGUGUCAGUGCUGCUGGAAGUGUAUAUUAAGGAAAAGUUUACUUAUCUUACUUAUGUAGUGAAGGUACUAGAACUACUUCUGUCUUCUGUUUAGAUUUCAACAAACAUUUGCAUAGGUAUUAUGCAGUUGUACAAAUGUACUGUCUUUUGACCUGAAAAUGCAAAAACUUUCUUCCUACUUUCUGAGACUCUGCAACCUUAAAGGAAGAGUGGGGUACUUUAAAGGAAAGGUGGUGUUGGUUGGAUAAUGGGUGACAAUGUCUGCCAUAUACUUCCUUUUCCCAAAACAAGUUCCUGUCUACCAUCAGCAUCUCCAAAAUUUGAAGAUCAAGUGUGGUGUUAACUCAUUAACUAAAUGACUAGACUUUGAGCAGUUGUGGAACCAAAAUCUGAGUGAGUGCCUGGAUGUUCUAAUUCUGUUAAAUCAAUGAGUGCACAUUAUAUACAAUACUCUCUUAGCCCAGUGGCAGAUUUAAGGAGUGAGAGAGAGAUUUCAAAUGUUUCAGAAAUCAAAUACACAAAGAAUAAAAAUUUGUAAUCCCAUGAUUCUUUACCUGAGUUUAAUUUUUCGGAGAGUUUUUCUUUUAGAUUUUCUUUUCCUUCCAUUAAACUUUCACUUUGAAAGCUCCCAGGGUUUGGGCAAAGCAAGUGGGAAAGACACUUGCUUGGAUUCUCCAGGGCAAGGGAGUUAAAGAGGGCUUCUUUCCCUCAUUUUAUUAUUGAAUAAUGUCAUGAAAACAAUUAUUAAGGUGAAUGGUCUACAGUAGAAGUUUUUAGAUGCCUUCUCUGCAAAAUAAUUUGGUUUAGUCAAUGCAAGGAUGCCUUUGGUUAGCUGGAAUGGAAGAUGCGCAGGCUAGAGUGGUCUUGGCAAGUCUUCUGGGGGGAAAUACAGCAUUUGGAAGGGUAGGAAGCAGAAGGAAUCUCAAGCAAGGGAAAGGUGUGGGCAGAGCCCCGGAGGACAGAACCGUUUGUGGUGGACUUGGUGUCCACAUAGAUCUAAUCAGUGGUCUUAGCUUUUGUGCUUUCAAAAUUACCACAGUUUUUGUUCUAAAACUAUCAUUCCCUUGAUUUUACUUUAGGCAUGCUAUCUGUGUAUUUUGAAAUUUAAAAUAACAUUAAAGGAGAAAUGAAAUUAUUUUGUUUGAGAAAGAAUUAAAAGGUUAAAACAUCUUGAUCUAAAUAAUUUUCUAAUGGGAGAUUUGGUACAUCCCCAGAAGUUGUCUUUGGUUCAGAGAACAGUCUUCAGACCUAGAAAGGACUUGAGGAGUCCCAGAGAGGAGCCACAUGGUGUGAACCAUUCGAUUCUCACAACAGAAUGGAUAAGAACAAUUUCAACCAUGAAACCGUGCAGAUGUUCAUAUUUUGAAUAGGCUCCUACUUUCAAGAAUGAAAAAGGUAUCCCAGCAGUUUGGGAGGCUGAGGCAGGCGGAUCACGAGGUCAAGAGAUCGAGACCAUCCUGGCUAACACGGGCUGAAGCAGUGCCUACUCGAUAGAAUCAGUCAUCAUGCAAAUAAAAGCCACCUGAGUCAAAGGCAAAGCCAGAGUGCAGCUUGGAGCAAAGAAGUUAAAAGCAUAUUGGCAGAGGAAGAGCCCUGGCAUUCCAGCAGGAGCUAACAGGAAAAAGAAAAUCAAUGGCAGUAGCCCUGACACAUUCACUUCUGGUGGUUACCACUCACCUGGGGAUGUGAGUCUCGGCGGGCCAGGCUCCUGGGGACAGGGAGCCCAAGGGGCAGUAGAGGGUAAUUGUUAAGAUUGUAGAUGGACUGUUGGGUACUGGUUAAGAAUUCUGGAUUUGAAUCCUGCCUCUCCGUCUGCUAAGAAUUGAUUAGGGAUUGAUUAGCAUAUGAUUUAGGGCAAGUUGCUUGAGGUCUUUGGGCCUCUCUUUUCACAUCUGUAUAAUAGAGGUGGUAUUUUUUGACUUCCAUUUGUGAAGUUUAAAUGAGAUUCGUUAUUGUUGCUUUUAUGUGAAUCCUUAGUACAUGGCCUGCUGCAAACACCCAGGACACCGAGGAAAUGGUCGUUGCUGUUUGAUUUUCCUCAUCCCCAGUCUCAAGGGGAAGCCAGGCCAAUGAGAAGAGCCACUUGCCAUCAGGCUGUCCCUUUAGGAGUCACUGAAAGGGCCCCAGGGUGGGAUGGUGGGGAGAUAAGAACCACGAGAGAAGUUGGCACAAAGGAGUUAUGGGAAAAAGGUUCCAAGAUAGGCAGAAAAGAAGCUUUUGCCAGUUGAUGGGGGAAGAAAGGAAGUCAGAGGGCUUAGACAGUGAGGGGGGACAGAACAUCUCCAUGUGCACUCUCAUCUCUUGGAGUCAGCAACAGGUAUCUACGGGGAGGGCCGUGCAUCCUCUACUACCCUGCAGGAUCUGGAGGUAAGAGGCCCUGGGCCGAGGUGCAGUGACCCUGCAGGCCAGCCCUCCAACCUCCUCCCACAGCAGGGGCUUGUUGCCCCUCUGCCAGCUGAGGCAGCCCACACACCCCCACCAGCCCUAAUGAUUAUUCUCUCUACCCCUCCCCACAAUCUUUCUCCAACUCCUUCUCUCUGCAUGCACCUCAGAGCCAGUACCAAGAACUAGCAGUAGCCCUGGAUUCAAGCUCCGCAAUAAUCAGUCAACUCACUGAAAACAUCAAUUCACUGGUUCGCACAUCUAAGGAGGAGAAGAAGCAUGAGAUACAUCUGGUACAGAAGCUUGGGAGGAGCUUGUUCAAACUCAAAAACCAGACGGCUGAACCCCUGGCCCCACAGCCCCCAGCAGGGCCAUCUAAGAUGGAGCAGCUACAAGAUGAGACCAACCACCUAAGGAAGGAGCUAGAGAGUGUGGGAAGACAGCUCCAGGCUGAGGUGGAAAACAAUCAGAUGUUGAGUCUCCUGAACAGGAGACAGGAGGAGAGGCUACGUGAACAGGAGGAGAGGCUACGUGAACAGGAGGAGAGGCUGUGUGAACAGGAGGAGAGGCUGUGUGAACAGGAGGAGAGGCUACGUGAACAGGAGGAGAGGCUGUGUGAACAGGAGAAGCUGCCAGGGCAGGAGAGGCUGCUGGAAGAGGUGGAGAAGCUGUUAGAACAGGAGAGGCGGCAGGAGGAGCAGGAGAGGCUGCUGGAGAGGGAGAGGCUGCUGGACGAGGUGGAGGAGCUCCUGGAGCAGGAGAGGCUUCGGCAACAGGAUGAGAGGCUGUGGCAGCAGGAGACUCUGCGGGAGCUGGAGAGGCUGCGGGAGCUGGAGAGGAUGCUGGAGCUGGGGUGGGAAGCCCUGUACGAGCAGCGGGCCGAGCCACGCAGCGGCUUCGAGGAGCUGAACAACGAGAACAAGAGCACACUGCAGUUGGAGCAGCAAGUAAAGGAGCUGGAGAAGUCGGGUGGAGCUGAAGAGCCAAGAGGCUCCGAGUCUGCAGCAGCAGCCAGACCAGUAGCUGGAGCCCCAGUCCCACAAGGAGCUUGGAUGUGCGGACAAGCAGGGUGGACUCCCCAGGAGCACCCAGGCUUGAGUGGAGAAGCUGUUGGUACAGGAGAGGCGGCAGGAGGAGCAGGAGAGGCUGCAUGCCAUUCUUUUCGGGCUGCCGAGAACAGGGAGCUAAACAUCACCAUCAUCUAAGAGCGGGUCAAGAAAUUGAAAAAAAAAAACAAAACAUUUAAGGGGUUAAUAUCCUACACAAUUCAUUUACUUCAUUUGAAUGUUAGAGCCACUUAUGUUUGUGUUUCUAAUUUAUAGUUUAAAUUUAUUUGUGUUUCUAAUUUAUAGUUUAAAUUUAUUUGUUUCUAAUUUAUAGUUUAAAUUUAUUUGUGUUUCUAAUUUAUAGUUUAAAUUUAUUUUUGUUUCUAAUUUAUAAUUUAAAUUUAUUUGUAAAAAGUUAAAUGAGAGUGGGUCUUUCUCUCAUGUUCACUCUGGCAUCUUUUAGCAUUUCUUUAAUUUGAUAAUUAUAGGACGUUAGCAUGCAUAUCGAGUUUGCCCUUAUGUGGUGGGAGUUCAAACACACAAAGACCCACUGUAUGCACACAACUGUUCUUGCUGGUUUGGGAUAGGCUGCCAUGCUUUUUUAAUGUUAGUACAGCCUGUAUAUUCAUUACGGAAUUCAGAUAAAAUUUCCUUAUGUUCUGCUGUUAUGUUUGAUCGAAUCCUAAUCACAGUGAGCUCUUCAUUAGCUCAAUAUGUGGUUUGCCCUCUGGAAACAGCCUUUCCCCCUUUUUCUGUGUAUUGGGGAUGGGAGUAAUAACAUUUUGGGGAGGUUUUUAAAUCUCCCAGAAGAGGAAAGUGGCCUGCUUUGGCAGGUGUGUGCAGGAUAGAAUAUGUUUCAUUUGUUCCGGUGCCAAGAAUGAGCGCUGUACUACGGUAGUUCCCUUAGGAUUUGUAUGUGCUCUAGGCUCAUGAAGAUACUGCCUCAUGAGCUGUGGCAGUUGUACUCUUUUUUGAUGACCUGAAAAGGGAUUAUUUCUGAGGAAUGAAAGGCUCCCAUCAUGACUGUGGAUGUGGAAAACCUUUUCUAGCUGAGAGCAUUUAUAUCUACAAUACAUUUUAAAGUCAGAGUUCAUGUUCCCUGUUUUAAUCACAUGACUACAUGUCCCAGUACACAAAAGGGCACUGGUUGGCGUUCUCCUUAAUGUAUUUAGUAAAGAUCAGAAGAAAUCCUUUAAGAGUUUAAAUGCCCCUGGAACAGGCAUAUACAGGCUCUAGUCAAGAAUGAAUUCGAGUGAAGGAAAGCUGUGUGACACCUGGCAUUCCUCUGUGUUCAUGGAGCUUAUUUGAGGCUAGAAGAUGGAUUUUACCAUCUAGACCUCUCUGGCUAAUAGCUAGUCUUCAACCAUCUGACAUAGGAAUUUACUUCUUUUCCUUGAAUGGAGAACACUUUAAAAAUAAUAACAAACAUUAUUAUAAACUAAUAUAUGUGAGAGUACUUAGUUGAAACAAAAAGGAGUUUUAGUAGACAGUAUUAUACUACAUUUGAAAAUCAAGGAGCAGUUUAUGCAACGUAAAACGUUUACAAACUGCAGCACAAUCUACUGUUCGUGAAUGUCAAAGUGUCAUGAGGAAAGUGUCUAUACAAUCACAGAGUUAUAUUUCCUCACAAAGUUCUUUACAAAGAGUGAAAUAUGUUUUUAUACCUCUCAGUUUCAGUUAGAGGCAUAUUUUGUGUAAUAUUUAUGGCUUAAAAUGGACUAAAGGUCCUGUUCUUGCCUUGUCUGAACUUGCCGCUUUUGCAUUCUUUGAGUUCAGUUUAAAGACAGUUACUUUAAGCCCAUUUUAAACCCUCAGGCUAGAAAUCGUACCACUGUUAAUUAGCCACAUUAUUUGGUCUAACAGUUUAUCAUUCUGAAACUGAGCUUACCUAAUACAUUGAUAAAUUAUUUCAAAGGUAUUUUUAUAGUUCAAAUCGCUUCACUUUUACCCUGACACGUAUAAAUGACUAGGAAUGACCUUCAGAUAGCAUUUAGCAACUGUAACCAAUCUGACAAUAAUGUGUUCAUCAGGUACCUGUGGAUUAAAUCACAUACUGGCAUAUUUAAGCUGAAUGUCAGUCUGAAAAAUAAAUGUACUAUAUUAACUCAAAUACCACUCUCUGUGUAGGUAUUUUGUCAUAUGUUUAAGAAAAAGCUAAAGAGAAUGGAAAUCCUAUGACAAUAACUAUGACAAUAACUAUGACAAGUCUUUCUUCAAAGUGCAUGCAGUCUUUUGCAGUACCUCAUUCAGCCAAGUAUUUGUUCUCUACCUCAUUCAGUAUAAGGCAGCCUUUAAUUUGCUUAGAAGGCAACAUUAGAAGGUUAGAGUUCAGCAGGAACAUAGAAUUUUAAAAUGUGACUUCAACUGAAUAAAUUUGAAUUUCUGUAGGGAGUAAAGAAUCAAAACACCUAUUUAAAGACUGCAAAAUAUGAUAAUUAUUUUUAAAGUAAUUGAUUAAACCUGGUAGGUUUUCCCAAAAUGAAAAACAAUCAGUUCUAAAACCAAAGCUGAUUUUUAGAAAAUGUGAAAAUGUAAAUCAACCCUAUCCAUAAUAGAUUCUCUAAAACUUUAUCUUACAGUCACUUUCAAAUAACUAUUCAAAAAUGUAACUGCUAUAUUAACGUCUUAAAAUAAUUUAAAACAUUUUAAAAUAUGAAUACUGUAGUUUAAAACAAAGAAUCUAGGGGAAGGAAAAGUAGACAAAGAAAUGCCAAUUCCAGUCCAAAGCUGUAUUUGCCAAGUUUUCUUAGAAUGACUUUUACCGAUUUAUGAAUUCUUAUACACAGAAUGCAUAAUGGAAAUACUGAUUUUUGUCUAAAGUGGCAUUAUUGACUGCUGCUGUGAUGCUACUAUAAUGUAAUACAUUAUUAAAUUGUUUCAAGGUGCUGUUUUGCCUAAAAA
Messenger RNA from Homo sapiens (human), 7828 nucleotides. It is a transcript of the gene GOLGA6L9, whose product is annotated as golgin A6 family like 9. Bases 4262 to 5086 code for a protein of 274 amino acids. The transcript is spliced from 9 exons. Lineage: Eukaryota; Metazoa; Chordata; Mammalia; Primates; Hominidae. The record is from RefSeq and is a predicted model, not a curated record.